GUCCCUCAGCCCCGGGGCGCAGCGCUGCCCCCCAUCCCCUGCACCUCUCUGCUUAGGCGUGGAUGGCGCCGGCUUGGAGGGAAGAAAGGGGGUGGCAGAGAGGGGUUCUCCUGAACUGCUUCCAGAUCUGGUGCAUAUGGUGCAUUUCUUCUCCAGGAGUGAAACACUGAGAUGGAGGAAUGUAACUGGGAAACUCAGCCUAAUCCCUCCUGCCGGGAAGCGCACUCCUCAUUACCCCACAGGAUUGGCUGCUAUCCGCCUCUCCUGCUCCGGCAGGGCUUCGCACCCGCUCGGUCAUUUCCCUCAUCUCCCCUUCCUUAGCGUCGCUACUUCCAUAAGGAUAUAUUCCCCUCGUUUAGGAACAAUUUUUAGAAAUUAGAUCUCCUCCUCUCAAAACUAAAAAGAGAAGAGGCAGCCCAGCAGAUCUUAUUCAUGAAAAAUUCCCCAAGCCCUUCUAGUCAGUGGGAGUUUCACACCAAGAAAGGCCACAAGAUGAGGCAAACUUUCCCAGAGCUCAGUACUUAGAGAAAGCACUGGAAGUCCACACGCUGCAACCAGAGGAACUUUGCCUUCCUUAGCACCAGUGGAGUAGAGGACCAAGAAACAAGACAGCAUGCUGAACUGUAUAAGACCAAGAGCUGUGCCGCAGUGUGCCAACCCAUGCAGCACAAUGGCUGCGUUCCCUGUCUUGGAGCAAGAAACGUUAUUCCGGAACGGAAGCUGGAGCUAUCGAAUCCCAGCCCUGCUCUACCUGCCGCGCUUCAGCAUGAUCCUGGCCUUUGCUGAGGAGCGAGAGGACCUGGUGGAUGAACACGCCAAGCUGAUAGCCAUGCGCAGAGGCGUGUAUGACCCAGCCACGCAGCACGUUCAGUGGAAAAGGAUGGAGACUCUUGUCAGUGCACAGCUGGAAGGCCACCGAUCUAUGAACCCCUGCCCGGUAUAUGAUGAGGUCUCAGGGAAACUCAUCUUGUUCUUCAUAGCUGUCCCAGGAAAGAUCUCUGAGCAGCAUCAGCUGAGGACAAAGACCAACCUGGUACGUCUCUGCUAUGUCACUAGCAUGGACCAAGGACACACCUGGAGCACUGCCCAGGAUGUCACUGACAGGACCAUUAGGAAUGAGUACAAGAACUGGGCCACGUUUGCGGUGGGGCCGGGUCAUGGUUUACAAUUGCUCAACGAGGCCCGGAGCCUUGUGAUUCCUGCCUAUGCCUAUCGUAUCUUGGACCCCAAGAAACACCCCACCCCUCAUGCCUUCUGCUUCAUCAGCUCUGACCAUGGGACAACAUGGGAGAAGGGGAACUUCGUGGGGGAGGAGAGCGCGGUGGAGUGCCAGGUAGCAGAGGUGCAUACCUGUGGCAGAAAGGUCCUUUACUGCAAUGCAAGGAGCAACAGAGGAGCCAGGAUCCAGGCUGUCAGCUACAACCAUGGGCUGGACUUCAAGGGAGGCCAGCGGGUUGAAAUGCUAGUAGAACCUCCAUCUGGAUGCCAUGGAAGUGUUACUGCCUUUCCACCUCCUCCAGAUGCCACAUGUCAAGAUAGUUGGUUACUCUAUGCUCAUCCUACAGACCCAAGGGGUCGAAAAGAUUUAGGAAUUUACCUCAACAAAAGCCCUUUAAAUCCAGCACACUGGACAAAACCCAGCAUACUCUUCAAGGGCCUGUGUGCUUAUUCGGAUCUGCAGUACAUGGGUGUUGGGCCCGAUGGCUCACCUUUGUUCUCCUGCCUCUUUGAAUAUGGGACCCACAGACAAUGUGAAGAGAUUAUUUUUGUCAUGUUCACCUUGAAGCAAGCCUUUCCCUCAGAACACUGAGUCUCCAGCCUUUCCAUCAGCAUCCCUCCGAAAACCAUCUUUGCUGAUGCUUUUUAUUGUCAUUUCUCAUCCCUCAGCAAGAGGUUUUUUUAACUCCUGAUGCACACAUAGUUUGGUGUUGGCUUGUGUCUGUAGAU
Molecule: messenger RNA, 1947 nt
Organism: Ficedula albicollis (Collared flycatcher)
Lineage: Eukaryota; Metazoa; Chordata; Aves; Passeriformes; Muscicapidae
Gene: NEU2
Product: neuraminidase 2 (cytosolic sialidase)
Exons: 5
Coding region: 614-1810 (398 amino acids)
Biological process (GO): oligosaccharide catabolic process; ganglioside catabolic process
Cellular component (GO): lysosome; membrane; cytoplasm
Molecular function (GO): exo-alpha-sialidase activity
Source: RefSeq, a predicted model, not a curated record